Messenger RNA from Lathyrus oleraceus (garden pea), 1504 nucleotides. Its product is annotated as NAC transcription factor 25. The record is from RefSeq and is a predicted model, not a curated record. Gene Ontology annotation, biological process: system development; regulation of DNA-templated transcription. The coding region runs from base 222 to 1304 and encodes 360 amino acids. Gene Ontology annotation, molecular function: DNA binding. The transcript is spliced from 3 exons. NCBI's taxonomy places the organism in Eukaryota, Viridiplantae, Streptophyta, Magnoliopsida, Fabales, Fabaceae.
CAUGACAUCCAAACUCCCCCAACCCAACCUUGCUUUCCCACAAAACCUGCCUUCCAUCCUCAUUAUCGUUUCAUGGUCCCCACUCACACCUGUCGCAUUAUCUCUUCCUUGUUUUUCCAUCUCUUACAAAACCAUCCUCAUCCCUUCCACUUUUUUCACCUCUCAGCUCAAAACUCAUGCAUGAGAUGAGACAUAGCAUCAUUUUCAUUUGAUCAUCAAUCAUGGACAGUACAGAUUCAUCUUCAUGCUCUCACCACCCUCACCUCCCACCAGGCUUUCGCUUCCACCCUACCGAUGAAGAGCUCGUCGUUCAUUACCUCAAGAGAAAAGCUGCUUCUGCACCUCUUCCUGUAGCCAUAAUAGCAGAGAUUGAUCUCUACAAAUUCGACCCAUGGGAGCUACCAAGUAAAGCAACUUUUGGGGAACAAGAGUGGUACUUUUUCAGUCCAAGAGAUAGAAAAUACCCAAAUGGGGCAAGGCCUAAUAGGGCUGCUACAUCUGGGUAUUGGAAAGCUACUGGAACUGAUAAGCCUAUAUUAACAUGUGAUGGACAUGUGAAAGUUGGAGUAAAGAAAGCACUUGUUUUUUAUGGAGGAAAGCCACCAAAAGGAGUUAAAACUAAUUGGAUUAUGCAUGAAUAUAGGUUGAUUACUGAUCACAAUAACAAUAAUAGUUCUUAUAAUGCAGCAUCAAAAACUCCUUCUCUGGUUGGGGUUGAUCAUCCUCCAAGCAAUAAUAAGAAGAAUUCUCUCAGGCUUGAUGAUUGGGUUUUGUGUCGAAUAUACAAGAAAAACAACAGUAGCACUAUGCCAAGGCCACCUCUAAUGGAUCAAUAUGAUAAAGACCUUUCAAUGGAACAAACAUAUAACAUGCAACAUAACUCUAAGCCUCCAUCUUCAAGAAGCACAAGUUAUGGACUUGAAAAUGAUGACAAUUUCUUUGAUGGAAUUUUAGCAUCUGAACAUCAUCAUCAUCAUCAUCAGGGAAUGCAAAAUUGUGACAUGAACUCAAAGGGUGAUGAUAAUAAUAAUAACAAUAAUAGUGAUACGUUCCCUAUGAAACGUGCACUAAAUGGAUCAUCAUCACAGUUUUGGAAUGAAACAGGUUCACCAGGGUCAUCUUCUUCAAGCAAGCGAUUCCAUGGAGAUCUUAAUAGUGGAAUAAGCAGUAAUGCUGAGGAAAAUAAUUCUUUUGUUUCUUUGCUUAGCCAGCUUCCACCAAAUGCAACGUUUCAUCAAAACUCUAUUCUUGGAGAUGGUGUAAUGAGGCAACAAUUUCAACUUCCAGACAUAAAUUGGAAUUAAUUUAAGUAUAGGCUUAUAGCAUGGUUAAUUUGGUUUAGUAUGUUAAUUAAUAAUUGAUGCAUUCUAAUCUUACUAUUUUUACAUUUUUUACUUUUGAUGUAAUCAUUGAUAUAUACAGAAAGGAAAAAGAAGCCUAUAUGUAUUAGAGAAAAUUUAUCUUUUUAUAUUAAUUAAAGAUAGAGUAAAAAAAUUUAUAUUAA